AAAGACAACACCUUAAAAAGCCACCACGAAUUGAUUCAAAGGGAAGUUUCUGGAAGACGGAGAAUAAUGGCUUCAACUGCGGGCUCCAGUUCGUUCUCGCCGUAUAGGGUUGACGGGAAAUUGUAUGGAUUUGUCUGCGUGGUGACGGGAGCAUCACAGCCGGUUGGCAAGGCCGUUGUAUCUGAACUCGCUGCACACGGCGCAGCUUGUAUAUACGCGUGCACGUCAUCCCCAACCGACGAACCUAUCGAUGACCUAACAGAGUCCCUCAAAACCGAGCACCCAAACACAAAAGUGAUUCCCUAUCCAUACAACACGACAUCAGAAGAGGCAACGCUGGUGCUCAUUGAUGACAUCCUCAAUCAAUGGGGUCGACUGGACAUCUGGGUAUCCUCAACUGGGCUCCUUGGUCCACCGUCCAUCACGAGCACGAGCCCCAAGGACUUGUACGCAGCAUUCGAGACCAACGCUAUGCCUGCCUUCUUUGCGCUCAAGUACGCGCCCGCCGCAAUGCAGAAGACAACGCCCAAAGGCAACUACGCAAAUGCAGCGCCCAAGGAUAUGUCGUACGGUUCCAUCAUCAUCGUGUCGAGCGUGGCGGGGACAUACGGUGGCUGCUGGGGCCCUGCCUUUACCAUGUCGAGCCACGCGGCGCUCGGUGUGGUGCGGUCGGGGGUCGCGGUACUGAAGGGGACAGGAGUGCGCAUCAACGCAAUUACUGCGGGUCAGAUCGAUGUUGGGGUUGACCUCAAAGGCGCAGGAAUAAAAGAGAUGGAGCAGGGCCAGUUCCCACCGAGUAGUUUGCAGAGCGAGGAGGUACAGAAGAGGGCAAUUGGGUUAGAGAGGGCAGGGAGGCCUGGUGAAGUAGGAAAAGUGGCGGGAUUUUUAGCAAGUGGGUUUUCGUCUUAUAUAACAGGAGCGGAGAUCAGAGUGGAUGGAGGAGCGAGUGUUAUGAAUCCAUUGACGGUGCCGGUUUGA
Periconia digitata is the source of this 978-nucleotide messenger RNA. The record is from the annotation of a GenBank genome assembly. Lineage: Eukaryota; Fungi; Ascomycota; Dothideomycetes; Pleosporales; Periconiaceae.